AUGGGCAAAAGAAAAGUAGAGGAACUUGAAAAUGGUAAUCUGGAGGAAUUCGCUGCCUUCUCAGAUAGAGAAGAGGAAGAGAUAAAUGGGGGAGAGACAAAUGGAGAAAAAAGGGUUGAAUAUGAAGAGGUUGAGGGUGAGGGUGAAGAUGAAGAUGAAGAUGAAGAUGAAGAUGAAGAUGAAGAUGAAGAGGUUGAGGUUGAGGCUUCGGCUUCGGCCUCGGCAUCGAGCCAAAUGCCAUCACAACCACCAAAUAAGAAACAAAGGAAACAGUUGGCGGCUCAAGAUAUCCAGGUAGCAAGAGAAACCGCUGAAUUAUUCAAAUCCAAUAUCUUCAAGCUUCAAAUUGAUGAAUUAAUGAAAGAAGUUAAAGUAAAAAAACAUCACGAGGAAAAAAUGGAGAGUGUUUUGCAUCGCUUGCAUGAUCUCAUCAAGCAGAUUCCAUCAAGCGGGAACUUGUCACUUCAAGAAGCUGAAAGUUUGUUCAAUGCAAAGAAAAUCGCAAUUCCGUUUCCCGAUCCAAAGCCAACCAAUGUCAAGUACCAAUUUUCAUACAUUGCCCCUGAUGAUGUUGCAUUAAUAGGCUCUUAUGGAUUGAAAACGGGCAUCAAUAAAGGUCUGAGCAUAGAGAUGGCAUUGACUAUGCCCAAGGAGAUAUUCCAACCAAAAGAUUACUUGAACUAUAGAGCAUUAUACAAACGAGCAUUUUAUUUAGCAUACCUAGCCGAUCACCUUAUACCACUAACCAAGAAGAAUAACUUGCCCGUGAAAUUGACAUAUCACUAUCUCAAUGACGAUAUAUUGAACCCGGUCAUAAGGAUCGAGAGUAUACAAACAGAGAACCCCCAAGACUUGACAUUUUUCAAAACCAAAUACACCAUUAAUUUAAUUGCUUCUUUCCCAUUUGGUAUAUUUGACUAUAAAAAAUUACUUCCUGAUAAGAACUGUAUUAGAAUUCAAUCAGAUUUGGCCGAAUUGCCAGCAACACCAUUGUAUAAUUCCAGCAUCAUCACCCAAUCUUCAUACGACUAUUAUCUAAAAUUCUUGUACACAACAAAAAAAUCGGCCGAUGCAUUUAAAGAUGCUUGCAUUCUAGGCAGAUUAUGGUUGCAGCAACGCGGAUUCAGCUCAUCAAUAAAUCUGGGAGGAUUUGGUCAUUUUGAAUUUGCUAUCCUUUUGAGCGCCUUGUUGAGUGGAGGAGGAGUGAAUGGUAAUAAAGUUCUCAUGGCCGGAUUCUCGUCUUAUCAGUUGUUCAAAGGUGCUAUUCAGUAUUUGGCAUCCACUGACUUGAAUAAAGGUUAUUUGUCAUUUUCCUCAAACAUUGGUGAUUCUGUUGCUGCCAAGUACAAGUCGGACGGAUUUAAUGUACCAACUAUUUUUGACAAAAACACAAAGUUAAACAUUUUAUGGAAGAUGACAACAGCGUCGUAUCAGAUACUACAGAGCAAAGCAGUAGAAACUUUGAACUUGUUGAACGAUGUUGUACGAGAUAGAUUUGAUCCGAUUUUACUUCAAAAUUCAACCUAUGACCAACUCAAGUACGACAUAGUGUUAACCAUUACUGCACCUGAAGAAAUCCAAGACAUGUUUGGAGCUUUGGAAAAAAUCACUUUUGUUUCAUUUGAUUUGUUUUUCAAGCAUAAAUUAUACUCAGUCAUUGCAAGAGCAUUGGGAAACCGGGCGUCUCUUAUCAGCAUACGCAAGGAGAAGCCAGCCACUUUGUUUUCCAUCAAUAAAAGAAAGCCUUUACAUAUAGACAACACGUAUGUCAUUGGGUUACAGUUGAAUCCUCAGGAAGCCGACAAAUUAGUAACUAAAGGUCCCAAUAAUGACGAGAAGGAGGAAGGAGCGCGGUUCAGGUCAUUUUGGGGUCAAAAGGCAUCGUUGAGGCGAUUCAAGGACGGGAGUAUACAACACUGUGUGGUUUGGACUGUUUCCAGCAAAGCGCCCAUUGUACUAUCCAUUUUGAAAUACUCUCUUGAUUUGCAUAUACAGUCUGAUAUUUCCCAACUGCUUCAUACAGAGUGUGGCGAUUUUGAACAAAGAUUACCUACUCCAUUGUUACCAACUGGAUCAAACCAAGUCAUCAGCUCAUUAACGAGUUACACAAAUUUGAAAACCUCUUUUGACGCUUUGUCCAAGUUGCUUUUAAAUUCAAAGUUGCCAUUAAGUGUAAAGUCAGUUUUACCCGCAUCACUGUCACUUAGGUAUACUUCGGUCUUGCAACCUGUACCAUUUGCAGUAUCGAACCCAGACUUUUGGAAUGAUUGUAUAGUCCAGUUUGAAGUGUCUACAAGAUGGCCUGACGAAAUUAGCGCUUUAGAAAAGAUAAAGACCGCUUUCCUACUAAAGAUUAGUGAAGAUAUGAAAAACACGGGGUAUACUACAUUUAUAACCAAGGAUCACAGCAUUCCAUUUAAUCGAGACAUGACUGCAUUAAACAUCUUAACUCCAGAAGGUUACGGGUUUAGAUUAAAAGUACUAACCGAGAGAGACGAAAUAUUAUACCUUCGAGCUCUAUCUAAUGCAGAAAAGCAAAAGGCUUUAGUUCAAGAUACUUAUCUAAGCUUUGUGCGCCAUUUUCAAGGUUCAGUUAAACAUACUAGGACUGUAACUCAACUUGCACAACAUUUCCAAUAUUUCUCGCCAACAGUUCGAUUGUUCAAACUUUGGUUGGACAGUCAGUUAUUAUUGAGUCACUUCAACGAGGAACUUGUAGAAUUACUUGUGUUGAAGUCGUUUGUUGACCCUGCGCCAUAUUGUAUUCCUCAUUCAGUUGAAAAUGGGUUUUUGCAAACCAUGUUUUUUUUAGCCAACUGGAAUUGGAGAGAAACGCCAUUGAUUCUCGAUUUGGUCAAGAGUACUGCUGAUGAAGAUAGCAAGUUGAGUGAUAAAUUGACAAUCCAGGCAUAUAGAGUUAUGGAAGACAAUUUCAACAAGAUAAGAGCAAAUGAUCCUUUUGGGAUCAAAACGCAAAUUUUUGUUGGGUCAAAGGAUGAUCCAUCAGGUAUAUUAUGGUCAAGUAAUUUAACUUUACCAAUCUCGACAAGAUUAACUAGUCUUUCGAGAGCAGCAAUAAAUCUUUUAAAAGGUCAAGGUAUCAACCAGGCGAAUUUGAACUUGAUCUUUACACCAGCCUUGCAAGAUUACGAUUUCACAAUACUAUUGAAGCCUCAAAACUUGACAACUUCUUCUGGUAUAAUACCGCCAAACACGUUUAAGAAUUUGGUUCAGCCAUUGACUUCCUAUCCUGGCAACAUUGAAUCAAAAUACGACUUGGUCCAGAUGUAUGUCGACAAUUUAAACAAGAAAUUUAGCAAUUGCAUUAUUUUUUCAGUCAAGAAGUUUACUGGGUUAUGUCCAAAAAACGAAAACACCAUUGCUGGAUUACUUAUUCCUGCUGUCUUGCCAAAGAGAAGAUUCAAAGUCAACCAGGGAUUAAAUGUUUACCCAGUUAAACUCGAUAGCAACAAGGACAAUAAGGACAAAAAGGAUAACGACGACAAUGACGAAGUUAUCUUGAAUAUUGACGCAAUUUAUGAUCAAAUUAAGGUCUUGGGUGGUGAUUUGGUAUCUGAAUUCAAAACCCACAAAUAA
Molecule: messenger RNA, 3597 nt
Organism: Lodderomyces oxycetoniae
Lineage: Eukaryota; Fungi; Ascomycota; Pichiomycetes; Serinales; Debaryomycetaceae
Gene: UTP22
Product: rRNA-processing protein
Exons: 1
Coding region: 1-3597 (1198 amino acids)
Biological process (GO): rRNA processing; tRNA export from nucleus
Cellular component (GO): small-subunit processome; UTP-C complex; CURI complex
Source: RefSeq, a predicted model, not a curated record